UCAAUACCAGAGCUUUGUGCACCGGCAGUUUUGUGAUUGUGGUCCAAGUAAAUUUGUGGAUAAAACAAAGCCGAACUAAAUGGCGCCAACGGUAUUAAGAGGACGUAACUAUGCCCUACUUAUUGGUGGUAUCGUAGGAAUCAUUGGAUUGGCCUGUUAUCCGAUCAUCGUACAUCCAAUGAUGAAUCCAGAACAAUACAAAAAAGUGCAACAAAUCAAUAGGGCAGGCAUCAAGCAAGAAGAAAUUCAGCCCGGAAAUAUGCGAGUGUGGAGUGAUCCUUUCAAACCCAGAACGGAUGAAAAAUGAUAAAUUAUCGUGCAGAAUACCUGUUUUGAUGCCCAAUCUCCAAAGGAUCCUAUUAGAAAAACAUACAGCAACUUGGUUGAUUAAACCUAAAUUUUUAGCCCUUCAAAAGAUAAUAUG
Molecule: messenger RNA, 424 nt
Organism: Anopheles coustani
Lineage: Eukaryota; Metazoa; Arthropoda; Insecta; Diptera; Culicidae
Product: small integral membrane protein 20
Exons: 3
Coding region: 80-307 (75 amino acids)
Biological process (GO): mitochondrial respiratory chain complex IV assembly
Cellular component (GO): mitochondrial inner membrane
Source: RefSeq, a predicted model, not a curated record